AUGGAAGAAAGGGAAAUUGAAGGGAAUAACGAUUUCUUUGAAGACUUUUCAACAAUUUUAUGUAUCAAAUGCGAUAACAAACAUACAGAACAAUGGUUUAUCAAAUACACUAUUGAGACUAUUGGAGUUAAACCUAUUGGAAUAUGUUCAGGGUGUAAUGGUGAGUAUUUUGUUGAGUUUGAAGAUUCUAAAAAUUGUGAGAUUGUAAUAAAUCUACUAGAUAAUCAGGAGAUUAAAGAGGUUAUUUUUCAUGUUCAAAAGAUUCCAACCCCAUGUCCAGAAGAAAUAAAAACAUUAUUAAUUCAAUUAAAAGAUCAAUGCACAUACAAUCAAUUUAUUUAUCUAUUAAAAGAAGCUGAACUUGGAAUAGGUGUAAGAGAUAUUGUUGAUGAAGCAAUUCGAUUAUAUGACAAAAGAGCAAUUGAAUGGUGUUUUCAAGCUAUUGCAUUUAAAGAAUUACCUAAAGAUCAUGUUAAGUUUUUAGCUAAAGUAUUAAUGACAGAUGACUUUACUACUAUUUCAUUAAAACACUUUUCAACAUUACAAAACCAAUUACUUGAAAUUAAUUUGACUCAACCUAUCCAAAAAUCAUAUAACCUUCAUUUAUUAUGUACUUCUUUGAAUCAUUUAAUACAUCAAUAUUUAUCACAUUCUUUCCUUCUUUCAUCUCCAUUAUCUUCUAUUUACAAUCAACUAAGAAGAAUGAUUGCACUAACUUAUAUUCCUUCUUUUCUUGCUUCAGUAUCAAUUCCAGAUGAAUUAAAUUCUUUUUCACUUACUCCUUUAGCUGCUUUCUUAGAUGAUAAAAAUCUAGGAGAAUUAAAACAAUUUCUUGUCAAUGUAUUACAAUUACCUGAUGCAGAAGAAAAGGUUACUGAAAUUCCUUUAUUUUUUACACAAGAAAUUCUUCCUGAAUCUACUCAACAACGAAUCCUUGCACUUCUUUCAAUUAGAAAAAUUACUCCUACAACCCAUCAAUCAGUUAAAGAAUUUACUGCUAAUACUGUGGUUGAAUAUGCUAUUAGAGCUGACUCUGGACUUGUGCCAUUGGCAGAAUAUUUGUAUGAUAUGGAGUGUUAUGUUCAGUCAGCAAUUAUUGCUAUUCAUUCAUUAAAUAAACCAAAUGAAGAUAUUUCUAGAUCAACAUUAAUUGUAUCUGAAUGUAUCAAACGAGUUAAACAUAUACCUGCAUUAACAAUGAUUAUAGUGAAAGAAAUUAUGUCAUGUGGGCCAAAUAGAGACCUCAUUUUAAAAUAUAUGAUUGAAGAUAACACUAUCGAUGUUACACUAGGAUUUAGAGGGAUUGAUUCAUUCAUUAGUAUUUAUGCUCCUAAACUUAUGUGGAAAGUUAGAAUACUACAAGGAAAUAUUGACGCCUCCGUUAAAGAAAUUGUUCAUUAUUCUUUAUCUGAAAAUGAUGUCUAUGAAAGGUUGAAUGAAAUUAGAAAUUGUUUAGGCAGUAUUGGAAAAAUUUCUGAAACUGAAAGGAGUCAAUUAGUUCAAAUAAAUGAUUUAUUAAGGUGUCAAUGUAUUAUUCAUCAAUCAUUAGAUGAAUUAAGAACAUCUUUAUUACAAAAAAGUAAUAGUCAAGAAAAUGAUACUAGUGUGUCUCAAGCUCUUCAAGAUGUUCAAACUCAGUUAGAAAAUACUCGAAUGAAAGUUAUGACUAUGACUGAUUUAUGCAUUAUUGCAUCUCAAUUCAAAUUAUACGAUGAUGUAUUAGUUUUGUAUCUACACUCAUCCCAAAAACGUCCUGAAAUAGUUCAAAAACUAUGGGAUAUAGUUAAAUUUUAUCUUUUCAGAGAAAAUGAUACUAAUACCCGUUUUGUUUAUUUUGACAAACUCAAAGGAAAACUUGGGAGAUUCCAAUCUGAAGUUCCUCAAGAAUUAUCAUUAAAUCUUCAAAAUUAUUGUGAAACUUUAAAUUAA
Molecule: messenger RNA, 1929 nt
Organism: Entamoeba nuttalli P19
Lineage: Eukaryota; Evosea; Mastigamoebida; Endamoebidae
Exons: 1
Coding region: 1-1929 (642 amino acids)
Source: RefSeq, a predicted model, not a curated record